UCGGAUAUCCUUUGCGCUGGACGGAGGUAAAGGACCUCGUGUGCUAGGAGACGGCGCAGCUCUUUGAAAAUCGGCUGUUUGUAACUCGAUUUUUUAUCGAACUACGCUGCUUUAAGGGUUUUGGCUCAGCCAGCCGUCACCUCAAAACACCCGAACUAGCCGGAUAUUCGACUAAAGCUCCAGCCACCAUGUUUCUGCAGUUCUACCUCAACGAGAGCGGAGAGAGAGUUUACACGCUGAAGAAGCUGGAUCCAGAAGGCCGACCCACCAGUUCUGCACACCCGGCUCGAUUCUCCCCAGAUGACAAGUUUUCCCGGCAUCGAGUGACCAUCAAGAAACGUUUUGGACUUCUGCUGACCCAACAGCCGCGACCUGUGCUAUGAAAUGGACAGUCAUUUGUGUGUGUGUGUGUGUGUAUGUAUGUGUAUACCCCCCCCACCCCCGGCUGACCUAUGAUACUGAUAUGGCUCAUUGUAUUGCUCUGUUCAGCAAAAUUUGAUGUGAACUGAGUUACUUUUUUUUUUUUAACCUGAUCACCCCCAUCCUCUACUGUAAUGUGAUAAUUGUGUGCAGGAGCCUCAUGUAUACAAUAAAAACAUGUGAUUUUGCUGAUA
This is a messenger RNA of Pygocentrus nattereri (red-bellied piranha), 614 nucleotides long. It is a transcript of the gene nop10, whose product is annotated as NOP10 ribonucleoprotein homolog (yeast). NCBI's taxonomy places the organism in Eukaryota, Metazoa, Chordata, Actinopteri, Characiformes, Serrasalmidae. Gene Ontology annotation, molecular function: box H/ACA snoRNA binding; telomerase RNA binding. Gene Ontology annotation, cellular component: box H/ACA snoRNP complex; box H/ACA telomerase RNP complex. Gene Ontology annotation, biological process: positive regulation of telomerase RNA localization to Cajal body; rRNA pseudouridine synthesis; ribosome biogenesis. The transcript has 2 exons. The record is from RefSeq and is a predicted model, not a curated record. The coding region runs from base 189 to 383 and encodes 64 amino acids.